Molecule: messenger RNA, 399 nt
Organism: Purpureocillium takamizusanense
Lineage: Eukaryota; Fungi; Ascomycota; Sordariomycetes; Hypocreales; Ophiocordycipitaceae
Exons: 1
Coding region: 1-399 (132 amino acids)
Source: RefSeq, a predicted model, not a curated record
AUGGAUCAUAGCCCUCUCUCGCCCUCCCUCUCUUCCUCUCUCCGUCUCGUGUCGUGGUGCUUCAGAUGCUCAGGCCCGGUUGUAUCGUGUCGUUGCCUCUUCGCCUCUCCGCCACCAUGUGUCGCCGUCGUGCCUCUUCUUAUUGACCGGCAUACUCAGCGCUGCAGACCAACACACGACAGCUGCUUUUCACAAAAGCGCCUCUCGACCUCUUUUCUACGUUUGACCUUUCCAUGCCUACUCGAGUACUCACUUCUUAAUGCUCUCCGCCUCGUCACCUUCUGCUUCGCCCUCCUGACCGCCGCCCUUUCCUGGCGCUUAUUGACCGACGACGAGGCGUUGCCUAUUUCGCCUCCAGCUCUGCAGCGCCACGACGGCCACGACCACAUCUGCUCCUAG